Rhagoletis zephyria (snowberry fruit fly) is the source of this 478-nucleotide messenger RNA. RefSeq names its product neuropeptides capa receptor-like. Gene Ontology annotation, molecular function: neuromedin U receptor activity. Gene Ontology annotation, biological process: neuropeptide signaling pathway. Lineage: Eukaryota; Metazoa; Arthropoda; Insecta; Diptera; Tephritidae. Gene Ontology annotation, cellular component: plasma membrane. The record is from RefSeq and is a predicted model, not a curated record.
AUGGCCGACGAUGACCAGUCCUCCCUUCAGCUGCAGCUAGUGCAGCUGCUAGGUCCGGUGCGAGACCCGCUGUCCACGGUGGUGCCCAUGACCAUCCUCUACUUGCUGCUGCUGCUGACAGGCACACUGGGCAACAUCUGCACUUGCAUCGUCAUUGCGCGAAACAAGUACAUGCACACGGCCACCAACUACUACCUCUUCAGCCUGGCCGUCUCUGACCUGCUGCUGCUGGUGCUGGGCAUUCCCCAGGAGCUCUUCUCCCUCUGGCAAAAAUACCCCUACACUUUGGGCGAAUUUUGGUGCGUCCUGCGAGGCUUCGGCUCAGAAACCUCUACUAACGCCUCGAUUCUACUGAUAAGUGCAUUCACCGUGGAGCGCUUCUUCGCCAUCUGCAAUCCACUGAAGAGUCACACCAUGUCGCAGUUGCCGCGAGCCAUCAAAAUUAUUCUCAUCAUCUGGGUCGUGUCGGCGCUUUCGG